This is a messenger RNA of Cyanistes caeruleus (blue tit), 9987 nucleotides long. Lineage: Eukaryota; Metazoa; Chordata; Aves; Passeriformes; Paridae. The record is from RefSeq and is a predicted model, not a curated record.
AUGGCAGUCCCGGUGCUGGAUUUCAGGCCGCACUGGGUGCCUCCCUCCACCCGGCAGCUGCUGGGAGCUGGGGCUCAGCCUGGAGGCUCGGUGCAGGCCAGGGGGNUGGGAAUGUUGAGAGCUGUACUGUCCCCUGUGCUUUCAGCACCACAUUUAUCUCAAAACGUGUGUCCUGUUUUGGAUCUUCAUUCAUUUGCUGAGUCAGAAUCAGAAGAAGAAUUUUAUGAUGCACUAAGCAGUCCUGUGGAAGAUGUGCCAUUUUUUGAAGUCCCAUCUGGUUCCCUCAAGCAGGCCAUCAGUACAAGGCGAAAAACCCUACGCAAACAAGAAUCUUUGAAAAAUAUGACAGAUUUCCAGCUAAAGUUUGAAGUAGCCGAGGUCUUAAUUAAAUUAUGCCGUCUUACUGGUGAUACUGAGAUGCCUGUGCUCCAGCUUGAUAUUUUGGGCUUAGGCACUGAAAUUAAGAUAAGAACAUUUGACAUGACUGGGAAUGCCUUCCUUCAUGAAGUUGGUCUUCUGUGCCCAGAGUAUAUUGAUGAUAAUGACAAGCCAGUUUACAUAAUUACUACAUUGGAUAAUGUAGAAGAUGAUCUUCUCACCCUGGAGUAUAUAAAGACUGAUAUUAAGGGACCAGAACUGAAAACUGCCUGUCAGAAUAUUCUACAGAAAAUAAAGGUGAACUUUUCUUCUCUAGAUGUUCAUUUGCAUACUGAGGCUCUGCUGAAUGCUAUUAACUAUCUGAAUAAUCUUCUACCUAAACAAGGAACUAAAGUUGUGGAAGAACCAGUCCAUGAAAAAACAGAGGAGAAGAAGGAUGUUCUUAAAAAAUUAACAUCAAAAAAAUCAAAGUGUGAAGAUGUUAUUGACCUCAUUAUCUGUGCAGAUUUAUCGUGUUUGCGUAUUUUUAUCAGAGAGAAAAGCCAUAGAAUAGCUGAAAUUCACAUUGAAGGUCUCGAUAGCCAAGUGAUCAUGAAGAAAGCAGCAACUGAUGUGACUGCAAAAUUGAAGAACAUCAUUAUUGUGGAUUCUGAUGAGACAGCAUUGUAUAAAAAGGCUCUUUACAUCACAGGAAAAGAAGUCUUCAACUUCAGAAUGGUAUCAUAUCUGAAUGCUACAGAUGGCAUUGCAUAUACAAAUAUGGAUGUUGUUGACAAUCGUAUUUACCUAACUGUUGGGUGUAUUCAAGUAGUUUUUGUCAACAAGUUUGUUUCAUCUAUUUUGGCUUUUAUAAAUAACUUUCAAGCUGCCAAGGAAGCUCUUACUGAAGCAACUGUUCGAACAGCAGAGAAAGCAGCUACAGGUGUAAAAGAGUUAGCAGAGCGUAGUUCCCGUUUGGCACUAGAUAUCAAUAUCAAAGCACCUGUUGUGAUAAUUCCACAGUCAGCAAUGUCUGCAAAUGUCCUGGUGGCUGAUCUUGGUUUAAUCACAGUGAAGAACCGAUUCUUUAUUGCUAAAACAAAAGCACGGUGUACUCUCCCACCUGUUAUUGACUCUAUGACAGUGAAAUUGAGUGAACUGAAGUUAUACAGAUCUUACUAUGAGCAAGAUUCUUUGCAAACUGAAGUACAGUUGCUGCAGCCAGUCAAUCUGGAAGUAGCUGUUGAACGAAAUUUAGCUGCUGCAUGGUAUAAUGAAGUUCCUGAUAUUGAAAUAUCUGGCCGACUCAAGCCUAUGAAUCUAAUUCUCAGUCAGGAAGAUAUUACCACAAUACUGAGGACACUAAAUGAAAAUGCAGGUGAAAGCUCUGGUGCAUCAACAGCUUUGCCAGAAUCAAAAGCACCAACUAGUCAUUCUAGUGAAACGCAUGGUACUUCUCAGCAGUCUGCAGGUGUAACUGUUGUGACAUCAGCUGUGGUGGAAUUGCAUUCACCUAUGAAAAUCAAAACAACACUAAAACUGGACUUCAGAUUUGACUCUCUUACUUUAGUGUUGUAUAGUCCAAAUUCAAAACAGGUUAACAGUUUGGAUCAGAGAGAUGACCUUUUGAAGCUUGCAGAAUUUAAAUUAGUUCUCAUGUCAGCUGCUCUGAAAAUGUUAUCAGAUGGUUCAAUGAAUGCGUCAGUCAAACUGGCAAACUGUACAUUAGAUGAUAAAAGACAGUCAAUCCAGAAGGCUACACCAAGAAUGGUGGAAAUGAAACAUGGAUUUGAAAAAAAAGUUAUGGUGGAUGUAAACUACAAACAGGGGAGAGAUGGCACUGUUCUUGAUGUUAUUGUUCAAGAGAUAUACCUUUGUGCAAGCAUGGAGUUUCUACUUACUGUAGCAGAUAUAUUCCUAAAGGCUAAUGCAGAAAGUGCUGCUGCACAGAGAAAUCUCAAGCAGUCAUUACCAUCAAAGGACCAAGCAUCUGUGCAGUCGGUAUCUACGAUGGAAGUGAACAUUGUUGUUAAAAAUCCAGAGAUUGUGUUUGUGGCUGAUUUAACAAGAAGUGACGCUCCUGCACUGGUGGUUACAACACAGUGUGAGGUCUUCAUUAAAAGUAGCCCUGAAAGGUACAGCAUGACAGCUGCUGUUAGAGAGAUACAGAUGAAAGCAUGCCCAUUUCUUCCAGAAGAAAGGAAAGGGAACAUUACUACGGUAUUGCAGCCUUGUGACUUCUUCUUUGAAAUGAAACAGUCAGGAACUAAUCCACAGACAGCUGAUCUAACCAUUAAAUCUCUAACAAUAGAAGUUUCACCAAUAAUCAUAAACACAGUAAUUACUAUUACAUCAGCUCUUUAUCAAACUACAGAAGCAACAAAAGAAGAGAUUAGUCAAAUUCCGCCUGAUUUGUGGAAUAAGAAAGAUAUAAAAAACCUGAAAAUGUGGUUUCUAGAAGAGACUAAUGAAAAUGAAGAUAAAAAUCCAAACACAGAACUGGUUCCCACAGGAGAGUCAUUGAAAAUUAAUAUAGAAUCUGUUUUUCUAACACUUGAAGCUGGGGUUGGGCACAGAACAGUGCCAAUGCUUUUAGCCAAGUCCUCAUUUACUGGAGAAGUCAAGAACUGGAGUACUCUAAUCAACCUGCAUUCUCGUCUUGAGCUAGAGGUACAUUAUUUUAAUGAGAUGUUUGGUGUGUGGGAGCCUUUGCUUGAACCUCUAGAAGUUGAGAAGACUGACUUAUUCAAGCCAUGGACUCUUGAAAUCAAGAUGAAGAAGGCUAAAAAAGCACUGUUUGAAUCAGAUGAUGAAGAAGAAGAGAACUACAAAGUUCCAGAAUAUAAAACAGUAAUAAAUGUUUCCUCAAAAGACCAGCUGAACAUUACACUGUCCAAGCUAGGACUGCAAAUGUUGAGUAACUUGGGCACGGCAUUUGCUGAAGCAGCUAGUCAAACUUCAGACAUCUUCAAAAAAGACCGAGCACCAUUUGUAGUAAUAAAUUCUUUAGGAGUUCCUAUCACAGUCUCGCCUAGUGAUUCCUUUAGUGUCCUUAAUGUUGAAUUUGGAGCAAAAAUAUUUCAUUUAGAAGACAAAGAGAGUUUAAAUAUGGAAUUUGUCAGAACUAGAAAUGAGAGUGACCAGUUCACAGCAAUGACAACCCUGUGUAGCAAGAGAUUUUACAUUCAGAUCUGUCCUCAUAAUCAUUCUGCUGUGGAGAAGAUUCCAUUGACUAAAGUGGGUCGAUGUACUUACAAAGUGAGACACGAGGAAUCAGGCGUUGAGAGGUCAAUUGUCAGUCAAAUUGACACGGUUGAAGGAAGCAAGAUGAUAACUAUACGUUCCCCUGUUCAGAUAAGGAAUCACUUUUCAAUCCCAUUAAAUGUUUUUGAGGAAGGAAGAUGUUUAGGGACUGCUUCACCAGCAAAUGAAUUCAACAUACCCUUUUCCUCUUACAGAUCCGUACUGAGUUUGCAACCACUAGCCAGUGAAAACGGAGUGGGUGGAGAGUAUGAUAUGUGUGAAGGAAUUACAUUUGAUGAAAUUAUGAAAAAUGUUGAUGGUUUAUUACAAAGGAAAUGCCAGUCUGUGAGGUCAACUAACCACUCACUUAUCAUCAAUAUUGUUCCUGUAAAAGAUUCAUUGACAACUUCAUUAAGUGCAGAAGAUGAAUGGGAUUUUCCAUAUGUUGUUCAUUUAUGGCCUUCUGUUCUUCUCCGCAAUCUUCUUCCUUACCAAAUAACUUAUUCCGUGGAGGGAAAUGGGAACAAAUAUGACACUCUACAAGAAGGAUGUUCAGCCCAGAUUCAUAAUGCAGUCUUGGACCAAACAAAACUAGAUUUGCAGUUGCUUAACUAUCUUGAUCAAAACUGGAGAACCGAGUACCAGAUAAAAAGCAAUGUCCCUGAUAUCAGCUUCACCACAUUUCACUGUGUCACAGAGCUGGAUAAGACUGAACUGGAUAUUGCUGUUCAUGUGACCUACACAACUGGGCAGAUGAUAAUAGCAAUUCACAGUCCUUACUGGAUGGUGAAUAAAACUGGUCGAAUGUUACAGUACAAAGCGGAUGGUAUUCACCGCAAGCAUCCUCCAGAUUACAAAAAACCCCUCCUUUUUUCUUUCCAGCCUAAAAACUUCCGUCAAAAUAACAAGGUGCAGCUUAGGGUAACUGACAGUGAACUGUCUGAUCAGUUUUCUCUGGACACUGUUGGAAGUCAUGGUUCUGUAAAAUGCAAGAGUCAUAAAAAGGAAUAUCAAGUUGGUGUCACCAUACACAAUAGCAGUUUCAAUAUUACUAGAAUUGUAACCUUCACUCCAUUUUUUAUGAUUUCAAAUAGAAGCAAAUACACUUUGGAGGUAGCUGAAGAAGGCAAGGAAAAGUGGAUUCCCAUUGUUUUGCAACAGUGGUGUGAGAAACAAUGGGAAAGGGAACUUAGUGGCAUGUGUAUUCCCUUUUGGCCUGAAAAUGAUGCCAACAAACUGCUUGUUAGAGUUGAAAAUUCUGAUCUCCCUCCAAAGAAGAUAAAUUUUGAUCAGCAAGAAAGCUGUCUUUUACUGCAUUUGGACAAUAAGAAUGCAAAGGUCACCAACACAAAAUAUUCACUGAUAUUUUUAAAUUUAAAAUUACUUUGUUCUAGCUCCCUCAGUGAAUUGGAAGACUGCCUUCAGCCAAAUAAGGCAGUGUUGUAUACUUGGGCAGACCCAACAGGAUCUAGGAAAUUGAAAUGGAGAUGUGGAAAUAGAACUGAGGAAAUUUCCCCAAAAGAGGACAAGAUGGAAAUACUCAGUGUGGAUUCUAGAAAAGCGGUCUAUUUAAUGUCGUUUUAUGAAGGUUUGCAGCGUAUUGUCCUCAUCACUGAAGACGAGAAUGUAUUUAAAUUGACAUAUGAAAGCGUAAAAGCAGAACUAGCAGAACAAGAAAUUGUUCUGUCUUUGCAAGAUGUUGGAAUUUCAUUGGUUAAUAAUUACACAAAACAGGAGGUGUCCUACAUUGGAAUUACAAGUUCUGAUGUGGUGUGGGAGACAAAACCCAAGAAGAAGUCAAGAUGGAGACCAAUGAGUGUUAAGCAAAUUGAAAAAUUAGAACAAGAAUUCAGAGAUUACAAUGAGCUAAGUCCUUCAGAAAAUAAGAUCAUUGAGUUGGAAUCUAAUGUUUUGGUAUGUUUAACUCCUAAUGGAGUGAACAUGAAGAUUCAACAGCCAAAUGAGAUUCCUAUCAGAAGAAAUUAUCUGCCAGCUUUGAAAGUGGAGUACAGUUCCUCUGCACAUCAGAAGUCUUUCAGAAUUCAAAUUUACAGGAUACAAAUACAAAACCAGAUUCCUGGAGCCAUAUUUCCCUUUGUGUUCUACCCUAUUAAACCUCCAAAGUCCAUCACCUUGGAUUCAGCACCAAAACCAUUUACUGAUGUCAGUAUUGUCAUGAGAACUGCUGGACACUCACAGAUAUCUCAUAUUAAGUAUUUUAAGGUUCUGAUUCAAGAGAUGGAUCUCAGAUUAGAUCUUGGCUUCCUGUAUGCAAUUGGUGAAUUCUUUACCCAGACUGAUGUGCCAAGUGACCAAGAGCUACAACUUUUCAAAAAGGAUGUUGAAUCUCUUCAAGAAGAACUAAUGAGUGUGUCAUCAAUGGAUACAUCACAAAUCAGCUUGUAUGAAUACUUUCAUAUCUCUCCAAUUAAGUUACACUUGAGCUUUUCACUCAGUACGGGUGGAGAAGAUAGUAACAAAGAAGAGAGAAAGAAUGAAUUGAUACCAUUUCAGUCCUUGAAUCUCCUGCUGAAGAGUAUAGGGGCCACCCUUACAGAUGUACAAGAUAUUGUCUUUAAGUUGGCAUUCUUUGAGCUCAGGUAUCACUUCUGUACUACACAGCAGCUCCAGUCAGCAGUUGUAAGGCAUUAUUCAAAACAGGCUAUUAAACAGAUGUAUAUUCUUAUUCUUGGCCUUGAUGUGUUGGGUAAUCCAUUUGGAUUCAUAAGAGGCUUGUCUGAAGGAGUAGAAGCUUUCUUCUAUGAACCAUACCAGGGAGCCAUCCAGGGUCCUGAGGAAUUUAUAGAAGGCAUGGCCCUAGGACUUAAAGCACUGGUAGGGGGAGCUGUUGGUGGAUUAGCGGGAGCUGCCUCAAGAAUCACAGGUGCUAUGGCAAAAGGAGUCGCUGCAAUAACUAUGGAUGAGGAUUACCAGCAAAAAAGGAGAGAAGCCAUGAAUAAACAACCCACUGGUCUGAGAGAGGGUAUCACUCGUGGUGGAAAAGGACUAGUUUCUGGUUUUGUAAGUGGCAUAACAGGAAUAGUUACAAAACCAAUAAGAGGAGCUCAGGAAGAAGGAGCAGCUGGUUUUUUCAAAGGUGUUGGAAAAGGCUUAGUGGGAGCAGUAGCUAGGCCCACUGGUGGAAUCAUAGAUAUGGCAAGCAGCACAUUUCAGGGUAUUAAAAAGGUUGCAGAUUCAUCAGAAGAUGUGAUAAGCCUGCGCCCACCUCGCUUCUUUGGUGAAGAUGGAGUUAUUAGACCUUACAGGUUAAGAGAUGGAACUGGAAGUCAAAUGUUACAGAAAAUUGAAAAUGGAAGAUUUGCAAAACUCAGAUAUAUUGCACAUGCUAUGGUCAACAGUACAGAUCUGUUAAUGGUAACAAAAAGCGGUGUGUUAUUUGUGACAAAAGGGGCAUUUGGACAGCUGACAUGUGAAUGGCAGUACACUUACGAUGAGUUCACCAAAGAACCAUUCAUCAUCGAUGGUCGAAGAUUGCGCAUAGAAGCCAAGGAACGAGUUAAAUCUGUCUUCCAUGCCAAAGAAUUUGGAAAAAUUAUAAAUUUUAGAAGUCCAGAGGAUGCUAAGUGGAUCCUUUCUAAACUAGAAGAAGUACGAGAGAAUCAGCCAAAAUUGUAAUGAAUGGAGAAGCACCAAGAUAUGAAGAACACUGAACAGCUUCCUUUUAAUUCUUCUUUCACAAGCAGAACUGUUUGAAUAUCAUCAACAAAAGCAAAAACAGGAGGGAGGGAAGAUUUAUCCAAUUAUUUAUUAUGGUCACAGCAGUCUAUAUCAGAAAAACAGAUGAUGUUAACUUAAAAAAAUACGUAAUGAUAAAAAUUGUCUGCCAAGUUUUGUCUUGGUUUGCUUGAUUUUUUAAUGUAAGUAUUUCAGGUUUCAUUUUUUAUAUAAGCAGUAUAAAGUGAGUUUGUCUUAACCUUUGAUACUGAAAUUGAACUCUGGAAUAAUUCUUAUGAUACUAUUUGGAGCAAACCUUGCAAUUUUGAUUUAAUUGUGAAAAUCAGUACUUCAUGUUUUGGUUUUAAUAUGACUUGAGGCUGUGUUGAAAUACAAAUUUCUUUGUCAAAGGAAAUGUUAACUUAAUCACUAGUGAUGUAACUCAGAAUAUAAGAAGGAGGCUACUGAUUAGAGAAUUUGAAUUUAGGUCACGAGGGGCUGCUUAGUUGACUAUACUAGGGCUUUUUGUAAAUGAAUGGACCAGGUCACAUUAACAGUACACUAUUGCUUUUAGUGUGAACUUUUUUACAACCUACUCAAGGAAAUAUUGCAGCACCUCUGUCAAUUAUUGCAGAAAAUUUAACAGUUUACAAAAAUGCGUAUUGGGGACAAUUAACUCUGCACUAAACACAUGAAUAAAAGCCUAUUAUUUUAAAUAGAAGUUAGAAACAGUCUUGCAACUCAAGAAGGAGUUUAUGGGGUUAUAAGUGCACUGUUGCAUACCAAAUAUAAAUGCCUUGAAUUACACAAUAUUGUGUGCUAAGCAAGUGACUAGUGAAGUCAAAUUUAUAUUAAAUAAUAAAUAUUAUAUGUCACAGUUGCUUUUAUUAACUUUUCUUACCCAAUGAAACUUCGUUUCAUAUCCAGACAGCAGUAUUUUAUUAGCUUGAAUGUCUGCAAUUCUGUUUAUUUCUUAGAUGUAGUAGUCAUAGUAUUGUUGAAUGGCCAUUUACUGCAGUUGAUACAAAAAGUACAUGAAACAAUAGUGUUACAUGAAGAUUUCUAUAAAUUCCCAUAUCAAAGUCUUCAAAGUAUCUUGUACAUAUAGAAAGCACCUCCUGCCAAAAUAUUAUUUCCAAAAAAUAGUUUGGAAUAUUUAUAGCUACAGGAUAGAAUUCUAACUUUGCUGGUGAUGCUUGAAGUAUCCAGACUGUUCCGUUAUUGUAAAUCUUAAACAACUAGCGUGUAACCUAUAGUUGCAGAUAUUUAAUUUACUGUAAGUCUUGCCAUUGGUGUUUAACCAUUUAGCAGAUUACUAAAUACCGGUAAUCUUGCAAUUUUCCCCAUAAAUUGCAAAUGGAAUAAAAAUAUUAUAAGGGGAUUAAAGACUAUUACAAUGAUGGUGUUACUCCAAUCAUUUUGUACACCAAGUACAUACCAAGAGUAUUAACUCAGGUUAUAUCAUGCCAAACUUCCAUACUUUGCCUUAGAUAAGUCGUGGUUUUAGGUGUACCAUUCUUUAUCUAUUUGUUUUUCAUCUGUCAUUUCUGUCUUGGGCAUGAUAGUUCAUUUAAAAGCCUUAUAAUGUUAUUGAUAAGUAGGUGGUCUCCUCUGCAUCCCCAGCACUUACUGCAAAUUUCACUUACAAUACAUCUUGUUUGUUCUUGUACAUUCCCAUUUGUGUGUAGCUUUUCCAUUUAUCAGAUUCUAAAUAUUUUCUCUCCACAGAGCCUCUAUUUUAGUUAUUUCUUACAUUUAUUUUGCCAACAAACUCGAAUUCUCAAAUCUUAGCUGGCUCUUUGGUAGUAUUUAAGCAAUUUAACUCCUAAUGUGGAAAAAUUUACUUUAAAUGUGCAUAUUUGUGGUUAAGCAGUUCAUGUUUUGGAAAAGAUAUAAAUUCCCCCAGACUGGCAUUUUUCUUACAGACUAUAAAAUUAUUUUGAUUUUCUAUCUAAAAGCCUUAAGACAGAGUCUGAAAUGUCCAGAAGUCAAUGUGGGACUUCUUUUCUACGUCCCUUGAUUUCCACUUGUAAUGAAAAUAUGAUUUUCAAUAGAUCCCUUUUCUAGUCCAUAAUUUGUGUCUUUUGAAUUAGUUGGGUUUUUUUAUAAAGCUUUUCCAUACUGUCAUGAAAGAAUUUUGUCAUUUCUUGACAAACACCAGUUGUCUUCUUUACCUAUAUAUCACCCCAGGGUGAAAAGUAAUGUAUUUAGAGACUUGUGCCAUCAUGAAAUUUUCUGGAUUACUGCCGGUUGUAUGAGAUGUCUUCUCUGCUGUGCCUCAUUUCUUAUUGCAAUAUGCAUAUUUUUUUCAACAAGAAGGCUGAAUAGGUACGUUAGCUUUUAUUGAAAGGGUAUAUGCAACUAGAAAAGGGGAUGUCGAUAAAAAUUAAAAUGUAGGCAUUUAGUUCUGCCCACUGUGGUGUUUAAAAGUGUAUCUUGGCCUUUACUGAAAUGCCACUUUCAGUAAAGAAAGAACCACUCCUCUUCAAUAUGACUGUUAUGUAAAAUUAAUACAUUUGAGAAAUGUCAUGUGUGUUCUCAGUUUGAUAAGGGUUACAAUUACCUCUAAGAAAUUGCUGAAACAUUUGUAAGUCUGAUUGUUGCACUUCCUUUUCGUUCAGCUGCAUGGCUUUCAUGGCAUGGCUCUAUUGGUUUCCACCCCAACUUACCCCACCCUUCUUAAUCUUGAAUAAAGAUAAACUGAAUUUUAUU